Molecule: messenger RNA, 2432 nt
Organism: Blastomyces gilchristii SLH14081
Lineage: Eukaryota; Fungi; Ascomycota; Eurotiomycetes; Onygenales; Ajellomycetaceae
Product: MFS pantothenate transporter
Exons: 5
Coding region: 827-2230 (467 amino acids)
Biological process (GO): pantothenate import across plasma membrane
Cellular component (GO): plasma membrane
Molecular function (GO): pantothenate transmembrane transporter activity
Source: RefSeq, a predicted model, not a curated record
UACCGCUCCCAAUUCCCAAACCUGCCCCAUAGCCGCAAGACAAGAAAGACAUCACCACAAUCCAGCCGGCAAGGAACAAGGAACAAGGAGCAGGAGGGCCCGCGUUUACAACGGUGGCAAACUUGCGUCCCCGGUUUCUCUCACCAAGUAGUCAAGUACAGCAGCGAUCGGCUUGCCGUGUGAAGGAUCAAACGACGGGGAGACGGGAGAGGAAUCUUCAUCUCUAGUCCAGCAGCACAACACAGAGCAGCGCCCUAUCAUGAAUAUUCCAUUCAUCGUCUCCAUCGUUCCAUUAUUGCAUGAUAGGUACCCAAAUCGCGCUCCACUCAAAGGCAGAACCGAUUUCCCCAGAGAGGGAAAAGAAAAAAAAAGAUAACAGAUCCCUCCCUACCUUGGCAUCCAUCCUUGUGCUAUGCUAUGGAGAGCCUAAGCUAGGCAGUUUAGCUAUUAGUUAUAGCUUCUCCCAAGUGAUGAGCAGCUUCGAGAGAGAUAGCUCUCUCCAUAGUCCAAACGCUUCUAUCCUCCCCCCCAGAGGUGGGAUAUGGGGAGGGCGCGGACACUGCCGAGGGUAAUUGAACUAUGUUACCUCUGAUUGAACAAAUCUAUGGAUAUAAUAAUAAUACACCCGUUCUUCCCCCAUGGUUCUUCUUGCUCGUACUCUUUGAAUCCCCAGGGUCACCAAAACGCUCUGGCUACAGGGUCCUGAGCUAAGGUUCACCUGGGUAGUACUGUAGUUGCAAGAACUAUAUUUACGAAAUCCUAAUAAUAAAUAACAAUAUCUACUCCUAGCUACCUUAGGCCUCCCUCAGGCUCACUGUCGCCCGUCAUGGCAGGGAAAUUCAUUCAGUACCUGCGUGGCACCGAAAGCAGGCCAGGUGAAGCUGCUUUGCUGCGCAAGAUCGACUUUUUCAUCCUCACCUUCUGCUGUCUUAUGUACUUUGCCAAUUAUCUGGAUCGGACAAACUUGAACAAUGCAUACGUCUCCGGGAUGAAGGAGGAUCUGAACUUCCAGAGGAACCAGCUCAAUUUGAUUAAUACGAUUUUUACCGUCGGAUACAUUCUCGGCCAGGUGCCCUCCAACUUGGCGCUCAUUCAUUUCAAACCCAGAAUCUUCUUCCCCUGCAUGAUGUUGUUCUGGGGUGGUUUGACCAUGAUUACCGCCUCUGUCCAAAAGCCGCAGUCUAUCAUGGCCAUCCGUUUCUUCCUCGGCCUAGCUGAGUCCAGCACUUUCGUUGGUACCCACUAUAUUCUCGGGUCAUGGUACACCGAGCGAGAGCUGGGCAAGAGAAGUGGUAUCUUCACUGCCUCAGGACUUGCAGGGACUAUGUUUGGUGGCUUUAUUCAGACUGGUAUCCAUAAGUCACUCCACGGCGCCAGAGGAAUGGCCGGCUGGAGAUGGUUGUUCAUUGUCGACGGCCUCAUUACGGUCCCUAUUGCCCUGUAUGGUCUUUUCCUCUUCCCCGACACCCCCGCUACCACCACUGCUCCAUACCUGAACGCGAAACAACGCGCUCUUGCCAUCGCCCGCGUCCCCGAGCCGCUCCGCGAACGCGCCCCGCUGAGCCUUGGUUUCGUCAAGAAGAUCUUCUCCUCCUGGCACUGGUAUGGCUUCGUCAUGCUCUGGGUCAUCGCAGGAGAGACCGAAUCCUUCUCCACCAACGCCCUGCUGGCGCUCUACAUGAAAUCGCACCCAACAAACAGCUACUCCGUCCCGCAGCUAAAUAACUACCCCACCGGCGUGCCGGCAGUCGGGAUCGUCUCCACGCUCUUCUGGGCCACGCUGACUGAUUUCCUGGGCGGGAAGCGAUACCUUGUCGGCUACUGGAUUGGUAUUACAGGCAUUGCUACUUCUGCAAUGAUUCUUGGCCCCGGGUCGUCCACGGCGACGAUCUUCGGCGCGUAUUACUGGGCUGGUUCCGUGUAUGCGUGCCAGGCAACGUUCUUCGCGUGGGCGAACGACGUCAUGCGCUACAAGGACGAUGCCAUGCGCAGCAUUGUCAUUGCUAGUAUGAAUAUGGGGAGCAACGUGGUGAACGCGUGGUGGGCUUUGCUGUUCUAUUCGGCCGAUCAGGCACCUUUCUUCACGAAAGGUAUGUGGGCUAUGAUUGCCUGCUCGAUCGCAAUGGUCAUAUGGACCGCUGGUAUUGUAUACUGCUCCGCCCGAGAUGAGAAGCAGGAAGAGGCGCGAAGGCUGGAAGAGGAAGUACCGUCGAAGCUAGAGGAAGCCUAGAACAAGGGUUCCGUUGCUGACAUUCUGUGUUAUAUAAUAUUGUGUAGAACUAGCUUAGCUUUGACAUGGUGCACAUUGCUGCCCGAUUUAAGACAAUAGUGUGCUGUGCAUGAAUUAUCCCCUUUUCUUUAUUUUUAUAGAGUGUAGUGUGUAGUUGGUUGCUGGAUAGCGUAGGGUUGUCUACCUGCUCCAUAGCCCUGGA